This is a messenger RNA of Aedes aegypti (yellow fever mosquito), 2135 nucleotides long. It is a transcript of the gene Arp5, whose product is annotated as actin-related protein 5. The record is from RefSeq and is a predicted model, not a curated record. Bases 139 to 2106 code for a protein of 655 amino acids. The transcript has a single exon. Lineage: Eukaryota; Metazoa; Arthropoda; Insecta; Diptera; Culicidae. Gene Ontology annotation, biological process: regulation of DNA-templated transcription. Gene Ontology annotation, cellular component: Ino80 complex; cytoplasm.
GAUAGUCGACUCUGGAGCUGUCAGAUCGAGCUUGUUUGUAAACAAUAACGAAAAAGUGUUUUGUACCGCGAAAAACACGCAAAAUAUCAAGCUUUUUCUACCGAAAGAAAGUGAAAUUUGUUUAAAAGUUCGUCAAUUAUGAGCCUUUUCGAUAUCGAGGACAUCAAAGUGAAGCCGGACAUAGUGUGUACCUACCCGGACCCGACCGUUCCCCCGAAUGCAGCGAUUGUAAUCGAUAAUGGUUCUUAUCACUGCCGUGCCGGUUGGGCUGGCAAGGAUGUUCCGUCGCUGGUGUUCAAAAAUGUCCUGGCCAAACCGCGGAAGGAUCGCAGUAAGAAGGACACCAGUGAAGUGGUCGUGCCGACGGUGCAAAUCGGCAAUGAUAUCACGAAUAUUGAGGCGGUGCGGUUCCAGCUGAGGACACAGUUUGACCGGAAUGUCGUAACGCAUCUGCAUGUGCAGGAGCAGAUUUUUGAUUAUUUGUUCGGAAGGCUGGGGAUUAAUGAUGACGGGUGCGUUCCCCAUCCGGUGCUGCUGACCGAGUGCGUUGCGAAUCCGAACUACAGCCGCAUGCUGAUGUCGGAACUGAUGUUCGAAUGCUACGGAAUCCCGGGGAUCGUGUAUGCUGUGGAUGGUUUGCUGAGCUAUAGGAUGAAUGGAGGACAAGACAGUGGACUGAUUAUAUCCUGCGGAUAUCAAGCAACGCACGUUAUUCCUGUUCUAAACGGAAGGAUGGUAGAGGACAAGGUCCGGCGAAUCAAUUUGGGAGGAUUCAACAUGAUCAAUUUCAUGUUCCGUUUGCUGCAGUUGAAAUAUCCGGUGCACGUGAAUGCCAUCACCCUGAGUCGGGCGGAGACAAUGAUUCACAACUACUGUUCGUUUGCGUACGACUAUACGGAAUCUCUGAGGAACUGGGCAUUGCUGGAAUUCUACGAGCAGAACGUCAUCAAGAUUCAACUUCCGUACAAUCAGAACGUUUCCGCUCCGACAUUGACUGCAGAGCAACGACUUGAGAAGCGGAAGGAGCUUUCUCGUCGUCUCGCCGAGAUAAACCUGAGAAAGCGGGAGGAAAAGUUGGCGGAGGAUAAGGUCCUUUUAACCAGAAUGCUUGCCGCUGAGGACACUUUGGAUGACGAAGAUAACGUCGGGUUUACUCUGCAUGAAUUCAGUGUUAAAAACGUUGACGAAUACAGAAAGAUGAUCGUAACGUUGAGAGAGCGAAUUGCAAAAACGACCCAGAAGAUGAACUCCCAACAAACGAACAACCAACCGGAGGAAAAGCCACUGCAGUUAUUGCAACCACCCCCAAACAUGACCAUCGAGGAAUGGGUAAUCGAAACUCGCAGGAAGCGUGACGAGAUUCUGGACAAAAAACAAAUCCGCAAACAAAGGAAACAGGAUCUGGCCAAGCGCCGAACUGCGGCUGCUCAGGAACGAAUGCGUAUCAUAUCGCACCUGGCCAAAAAGGAGAAGGGUGUGGAUGAUUUCGGUAUGCGGGACGAAGAUUGGGACGUGUACAAAUCCAUUAGCCGCGAGGGAGAUAGCGACAGCGAUGCGGAGAACGAAAAGCUUAUCGAGUGCGAGGAAAUCCUGAAACAACACGACAGCACCUUUGUGGAACCGGUGGUGGCCCCCGGGAACAUUGCCGAGUUCCAUCAGCUGCACAUCGGAGUGGAGAGGAUUCGAGUGCCGGAAAUUCUCUUCCAACCGAGUAUGAUCGGGGUUCAGGAAGCGGGACUGACCGGUACCAUCGAUUACGUGCUGAAGCUCUUCCCAAAGGACGAUCAAGUGAAGCUCGUUGGCAACGUGAUGCUUACGGGAGGUUGUGCCAACAUUCGGGGCUUUAAGGAACGGUUAUCGCGAGAGUUGCAAGCCAUUCUACCAUUCCAGUCGGUGUAUAAUUUGAUGGUGGCAGGAAGUCCUAGCCUGGACGCAUGGAGAGGAGCAAGUCAAUUCGCCAACUGUCAAGAGUUCAAGCAAUCUCUAAUCACUCGACAGUUGUACGAUGAGUAUGGUGGGGAAUACUUCAAAGAACAUACGGCCAGCAAUUUUUACUAUCCUACACCUAGUCAGGUUAACUCAGCUCUGAAUGAUACUUUCAAUUGAUAAGGAAUAAAAUAUAUUUAAGAUUUGAA